AUGCUCUCAUGCCAGCAAAAGGAUGACGAGGCUGCUCUUGUAUCUGGCAUGCGUACUCCCGGCUGUCGUCCAGAUAGCGGCCGCCUCGCCAUGGGAUAGCAGCAAGCUCAAGGCUCAGCCGAUUGGCCGAGUGAAAGGCCCCAGCGGCCUCUUAUUUCACGAUGGAUCCAUCCUGGUCGGCCAGAACAACACCAUCUCCAUUUACGUGACGUUCUACGGCAACUUCACAAAGGUGCAGAGAAGAACUAUCAGGUCCUUCCUCAGGUCCUUCCAGUCGCAAGAGAAGAAGCUAUCGCCGCCGCUGCCAAAGCCACUCAAAUCGCCACCGCCAUCACCGCCACCUCCUUCUCCACCUCCACCACCGCCUCCGUCACUAAAGAAUCCUCCAAAGUCGAAUAAAUCGCCACCACCGCCGCCGCCGCCACCUUCUCCACCACCUCCCUCUCCACCUCCACCUCCACCUCCACCACCGCCAUCUCCACCUCCGCCUUCUCCGCCACCUCCAUCACUACCGCUGCCACUGCCACCGAAGAAGUCUCCACCGAAGCCACCAAGGCCAUCGCCGUUAUCGGAGCAUCAGCCAGCAUUCAAGUCCGAGAGGCCUCCAGCGGCUCCGACGGUCGCGCGAUGGUGGGAGAUAACCAAAAGCUACGUCAACCGGAAGGGCGCUACCGUGGGACGACUCGUCAGGCGGGGACGGGAGGUCCGAGACAAGUCCUACUCCAUGGGAAAGGAGCUCAACUUGACGCAGAUUGAGACGAUGAUCCUGCGCUUGCUGGGCCACUUCCCGACCGAUCCCCAGGGAAUCUAUCUGCUGCUCCUCGCGGACGACGUCAAAGUGAAAGGCCUGUGCAAGCAGUUUUGCGGACAGCACUCGUUCGUGGUUCCCCAGUCCGCCACCGACCGGAAAGGCCUUGCUUACGCUUGGAUCGCCAACACCGAGAAGCGAUGCCCAGCAACUUGUAGCUGGCCUUUCGGGAGCUCCAAGCCGAAGCCCUUGCCGCCGCCAAAGAAAGAAGGAAAGAAGCCGCCACCGCCGCCGCAGCAGCAAGUCAAGGGGCUCGUUCCGCCAAACGGGGACGUCGGGAUCGAUGGCAUGAUCGUCAACAUUGCCGAGAUGCUGUCGUCGGUGGCCACGAAUCCGUUCCUGAACGGAUACUACUCGCUCCAGGGGAAGAAUGUGAUGAGCGAGGCCGUGGGCUUCUGCAAGGACAGGAAGGCUCUCCCGGACGACUUGCUGCGGAACAAGACCACCGGAGCCAGCUUCAACGUCUUCGGCUAUCGCAAGCGGCAGUUCCUGGUGCCAAAGAUGUAUAAUCCUGCGACCAGGAGGUGUGACUCCCAGGCAUAGAAGGUGGUGGAUGGAGGAUGGAUGGAGGAUGAAUAAGCCCCGGCCAGCGAUGGAGCGUGACGAAUAGAAGUAAGUUUCUGGAGUGUUGUCUGUGUUUUGCGCGAGCUCGGCUGUGAGAAUAAGAGAUCAAAUAAAAAAAAUGGCAAUACCUUGUA
This is a messenger RNA of Selaginella moellendorffii, 1506 nucleotides long. RefSeq names its product protein EXORDIUM-like 3. The transcript has a single exon. The coding region runs from base 23 to 1351 and encodes 442 amino acids. NCBI's taxonomy places the organism in Eukaryota, Viridiplantae, Streptophyta, Lycopodiopsida, Selaginellales, Selaginellaceae. The record is from RefSeq and is a predicted model, not a curated record.